AUGGCCGGGAGCACUAGCCAACCGAUGUUAGAAAAGAGUAAAUCACUAAAAUUGAAACCAUGGGAACACACAUUCCCCAAGGAAAUAGACGAAAAGAAGAAUUCAAAAGAGUUUGUCUACCGAUUUUUAGCACUGUCAGCCGCAAUGAUUCUUGACAAACGUUCAUCUCUCCAUGAGUCAACUUUCAAGCAGAGAGUAAUUGAAAGUAUUCGAGUUCCAACAUUUGAUGACACAAAUCCUCAUGGAAAACGAUUAAAAAAGAAAUUGGAAGCACUGCGUCAUACAAUUGAGAAUGAGUAUCUUCAAGAAUUCGCUAUAGUAAUUUAUCGCAUGCCUGAUGAAGAAGAUGUUGUCGAAGUGUUCUCAUUUAAAAUUGCUUAUAACAGCGACAAUAUUACGAGUGUUUCUCUUGAUAGUGGAAUAGGUACGCAGGAAACUCGCAACCGGCUUCUUGAAUUUCAAUUCAAAGGAUUAGAGCAAACAAAAACCAAUUUUACUGCAAUGAUGAAGCGUUUACAUAAAAUGUUAAAAAAUCUGAAUGAUUUGAACAACGAAGAAUUCGAUUCAAGCUUCAGAAUUGCGUUCACAGAAAAAACGCCUAAUGAUUAUGUACCCGAAGGCUUCAUGGAAUCUGAUAAGUUUUAUUCGAUUUCGGAUCCCAAUAUUGCCACGAUUGGCAUGAUUGGAGCAGGAUUCCAACGUGUUCAAUUGUUAAUGUGCUCGAUGCUGCUGAAACGAGGAAUCGACUUUAAUUCGACGAUGACAUCUUUAGAUGAGUCGAUGAUGGUUCCGAAGCCAAAACAGUCUAUCGAGAGAGCCAAGCAGAAGAAGAAAAUCGAAGAAAUUGACUCCACGUCGGCGGUGAAAUGCUUCGAUUGUGUUGGAAUUGAUUGUAUGGGAAGCUUCUGCGAAGGCGAUUAUUGCAUGGUGUCACAAUAUGCGCCAAGAUGGGGAUCGGUUCGAUGGGGUGAACCCGAAAUUGUCAAAGGAUGUGUGAGCGGCAAAAUGAUAAGCAAAGAUAUUCGCGAUCAUUGCGAGUGGGCUGAAGACGCCGAGGAACCAUUCACGUGCUUCUGCAAUGGAAAAGAUUUGUGCAAUUCGCCGAAAAUGAUAAGGCGAUUUGAGAAGGAAAAUGUGGAAUUGGUUCGGUGCGUCUGCAAAGGAUCGCAUUGUCGAAAUGACAAGACGUGUCUUGGCGAGUUUUGCACGUACAACAUCAAUCAUCGAACGAAAGAAGUCGAGCAGGGUUGCUCGAAUGCGUCGGUGCCGCUUGUCGAGCGGCGCGCGAUUGGCUCUUGCAUGGCGCCGCCAAUCACUGGCGCCAUGCACCAUAACGUCGCCAAAGACGCCGCGUCGCUUCUUGCCGUUGAGGCGUGCGUGUGUGGAACGGACUAUUGCAACAGCGAGAAGCCGGCGCCAAGUGUUCCGGAAAAAGAAAAAUGCGCGGCUUACGUUGAAGUGAACUCGAUGGGAACUAAAACUCAAAGCAAAAAUAUCACUUGUAAAGGAGAAUAUUGCUUCAAGACCACAGUGAAAUCGAAAAUUGGAGCUCUGGCAGGAUACACAACCUAUGGAUGCGCUUCUUUCACCGGAGAAGACGAAUUACCAGAAGAGCUUGAUCCCACUGGAUGCGCGUAUUUUAAAUCGGAGAAAUUGGAAGUCAAAACUUGCUAUAUGACGAAAGACAAACAGGCGAUUGGUCGAGCACUUGCGUUGAAGCAGGUUCCCGAGAGUAGUGCGCCAGCAGCGCGGAAGCCAGGAAAAGGCGGAAGGCGGAAGCAGCAGCGCGAGGAUGAGAUGGAUGAUGAAGAGGAUGAUGUUGAGGAAGAGGAAGAGGAAGAGGAACCGGUAAAGGAGAAGAAGCCGCCAAAGAAGACGAAAAAUAGCGGAAAAGAGGACAAGCCUGAAAAAUCGAGAGAGAGCAAGGAGGAACGAAAGAGUCAAGAAGUCGAGGAAGAGGAUGAUGAGGAUGAGGAUGAGGAAGAGCCGAAGUCGAAGGAGGAAAAGGCGCCGAUACGAGCGACAACAGUCAAGUCAUUCAUUUUCGAGAAGCCCACUCAACCACCGAUUCCUGAUGAUCGAAACACUACAAUGAUCACGGUAUUCGUUUUGCUCAUUCUUUGCAUUUUGGGCUCCGGAAUUGUUAUCAAAUUCGAGCUUCAUAAGAAGCUGAAGCGAAGCAGCUACGACACAGUAGCCGGAGGAUAA
Molecule: messenger RNA, 2208 nt
Organism: Caenorhabditis bovis
Lineage: Eukaryota; Metazoa; Nematoda; Chromadorea; Rhabditida; Rhabditidae
Source: the annotation of a GenBank genome assembly